This is a messenger RNA of Zonotrichia albicollis (white-throated sparrow), 988 nucleotides long. The record is from RefSeq and is a predicted model, not a curated record. Lineage: Eukaryota; Metazoa; Chordata; Aves; Passeriformes; Passerellidae.
CCCAAUGAGAAGAAGAAGGAGAAGGGGAUGAAGAGGGGAGGGAAUCGCUUCGAGCCCUACGCCAACCCCGCCAAGAGGUACCGAGCCUUCAUCACCAACAUCCCCUUCGACGUCAAGUGGCAGUCCCUGAAGGACCUGGUCAAAGAGAAAGUUGGUGAGGUAACAUACGUGGAGCUCUUAAUGGACGCUGAAGGAAAGUCAAGGGGAUGCGCGGUGGUUGAGUUCAAGAUGGAGGAGAGCAUGAAGAAGGCUGCUGAAGUUCUGAACAAACACAGUCUUGGUGGGAGACCCCUGAAAGUGAAAGAAGACCCCGACGGGGAGCACGCCAGGAGGGCCAUGCAGAAGGUGAUGGCAGCAGGAGGGAUGGGCAUCGGGCCCGGCCCUGGUGGCCCUGGCAUGAUCAACAUCCCCCCCAGCAUCCUGAACAACCCCAACAUCCCCAACGAGAUCAUCCACGCCCUGCAGGCCGGCCGCCUCGGCAGCACCGUCUUCGUGGCCAACCUGGACUACAAGGUGGGCUGGAAGAAGCUGAAGGAGGUGUUCAGCAUGGCCGGGGUGGUGGUGCGGGCCGACAUCCUGGAGGACAAGGACGGCAAGAGCCGCGGCAUUGGCACCGUCACCUUCGAGCAGGCCAUCGAGGCCGUGCAGGCCAUCUCCAUGUUCAAUGGGCAGCUGCUCUUUGACAGACCCAUGCACGUCAAAAUGGAUGAACGAGCCUUCCCCAAGGGAGAUUUCUUCCCUCCAGAGCGACCCCAACAACUCCCUCAUGGUCUUGGUGGUAUUGGCAUGGGAUUAGGACCUGGAGGUCAACCUAUUGAUGCAAAUCAUAUAAACAAAGGCAUGGGAAUGGGCAACAUGGGACCUCGAGGAAUGGGAAUGGAAGGCAUGGGCUUUGGAAUGAAUAAAAUGGGAGGAAUGGAAGGUCCCUUUGGUGGCAUGGAGAACAUCGGCCGCUUCCCCGGCGGGAUGAACAUGGGCAGGAUGAGCG